This is a messenger RNA of Zychaea mexicana, 465 nucleotides long. RefSeq lists its product as uncharacterized. Lineage: Eukaryota; Fungi; Mucoromycota; Mucoromycetes; Mucorales; Lichtheimiaceae. The record is from RefSeq and is a predicted model, not a curated record. The transcript has 2 exons. The coding region runs from base 1 to 465 and encodes 154 amino acids.
AUGAACAACAUUACAUGGACCAGUCUUUUGGGUUUGGUUGCUGUUAUAACUAUGAUGCUGAUUGCAAUUGUUCUUGCCGGUAUUGAUGCUCCUAAUCACACCGACUGCUACAAAGAUAACGUUAUUUGGGAUGGUUUCCUCGUCGCUCUCGCCACCAUGUCGUUCAGUUUCGGUGCCAAUGUUUUCUAUCCAAACAUGGAAGGCUCAAUGCAAAACCUUAAGCGCUGGCCUAUUGUUCUGACCGGUGCCUUGAGCCUCUGUGCUGCCCUGUGUAUCGCGAUUGCAGUUUGCGGUUACUACAUUACGGCACCAAUGCUGCCAGCAGUCCGAUCUACAUCAAUGUUUCCCUCCAGCCCCGCGAACAUCGUUGCCAUCGUCUUGACCACCAUCAAUUCCGUCGUUUCUGCACCCAUCUUACUUGUAUCCUUUGCAUUACAUAGACGUCAAAGACGUGCUCAACAUUAA